CCCGUUUUUUUUGUGACACAAACGUUUCGGGAAUCGCCCUAUUGACGACGCGUUUCGCUUUAUCACGGCCAGCUGUUUUGGAGUUUCCUCGAUCAAGGUUAGCCGUGCUGUUAUUAGUUUUGAAACAAAAUGAAGUCCGAUCUCAGCGAUGGGAUGUCGAAUCACUCGGAUUUCUCCAACGACAGCCAGAAUUCGGUUUCCACCGCCGAAUUCCUGGCCGGUACGGGGAACGGGAUCGUUUUGGCCAAUUCUAACUUUAUAACUCUCGAGGGCCUUAAUUCAGGAGUACCAACUCGAACAACACCGACUCUAACACCAACAACUCUACGGAACAUCGAACAGACGUUCAUUGAAUUGCAAUCGAAACCAGAAAGUCAUGAAAACGAAGCGGGUUUCGUCCCACCUUUAGUACAUUCGAUCGGCCACAAUCAGUACAUCUCCGCUUCGGACGCGGACAGUUUCUCCACGAAAAACCAGACGAUGUGGCACAGCGGCAACAUAUCGCAAUCGAGUUCGGAUUGCGAGACGCGCCUCACGCCGCCUUUGGGCCAGAAAUCCAGCAACGGCCAGGCCAGGAGGAACAUGGGGGGCAGGAAACCCACCAAGGACCUCAACUGCAGCCCCGAAGAGGAGGAACGGCGCAGGAUCAGGCGCGAGAGGAACAAAGCGGCCGCGGCGCGGUGCAGAAAGAGACGAGUUGAUCACACCAACGCCCUGAUAUCCGAGACUGAAGAUCUGGAGAGUAAAAAGCAGGCGUUGCAGGAAGAGAUGCACGAUCUCCAGCAGAUGAAAGAGCAUUUGGAGUACAUUCUGGAAUCCCAUAAAGCGAAUUGUCGCUUAAGCAAUCAAAGUCCUCCCGAUAUAAAGCCGUACGUCGAUCAAUACAACAACGAACGCGUUAAAACCGAGUACAUAGACCAACCGAUGAACGAGAUCUUCCUGUUUCCUUCACCCACGAAAAAGGUCAUGCUGAGCUCCACCGUGCCAAUAUCGAAACCGGCCCGACCGAAUACCCUAAACGUCGGCGCCACGGCGCCGAAGAGCGUCUCGGAUAUCAUCGGCCCGCUCAUUUCGACGCCCUCUAACGGGCUCACGUUCAAUUUCGAUUCUCUGAUGGGCGGCGGUACAGGCUUGACGCCCGUCUCCGUUUCCACGCCUCUUGUGCCAUCGUGCAGUAUCCAACAGCGGAAUAUUCCGGUUAGUAUGGCUGAUUUGGUGUCCCCAGACGCUUGCGGGCCGCCAAAGCUCGUCAGUCUCUGAGACCUGGAAUGGGACGUUUUUGUUGUGUGAUGCCUUCUUUAGUACUUUUCGUUUUUUUUACGUUUUUUCGAGAGAAGAAUUCGACAUGCCAAAGAUUUAUUCCUGUAGCAUAUUUUGAUAAAGCGGUACUGAUGUCUGUUGUUAUGUGUAUAUCCGAGAAUAGUAUUAAUGUAUUGGUUUUUUUUACGUGCAAAGCGAAGGUGGAAUGUUCGCAUCGCAAAAUUAUCGAAAUGAUUUAACAGUAACUCAAGAACGUACUUGAUUGUCAGUAUCAGAAAUUCCAUCGCAACGAUCUAUCUAGUCAUACAUUUGUUAAUGUUGGUAAUUAAAUUAUAUUUUUGCAAAUUUUUUGCAUGUCCAUUCGUCUUUCGUGAGAUUUUUGCGUAUAUUUACGAAUAUUUGUUAUUUUAGGAUUCGUAAUACUUAAGAAAGCUUAGCCGAACAAUCAAAGUUGGACUGUUAUUAAAAAUUUGAACAACCCCCCAGGGACGUAAUUUGUCCGACAAUUUCCUUACCAUGUUUAGUCGAAGCGAACCAAAAAAUUUAUUUAUUGUUAAGAAAUAGUGACGUCUUUUUCUGUGUCAUUUAGCCUGUACAUUUAUUUAUUCUUAAAUAGUUUUUUUACGAACUUUUCUCCAGUACGACAAGAAUUUAAUGUAACAAUUGUAAAGGUUAGUUUUGUUAAGUUCAAAAUUCAAAUUGUUAAUAUAUUUUUUUUGAAAAUGAGUACUAAACAUGGACCAAUUGUUGAUUAAAGUGCUCAACCAGAUUCUUUCAUUGUGCUCCAAAAACAACUAUAAUUAUAUUUUGCUACGAAACCACGAAAUGCCUUUUUUAGACUUGUAUAAAUAAAUAAAAAAAGAAUCGUAUUUUUCAAAUAAUUAAUAUUCCAUCCAUUACUUUUUUGUAAACGAAUUUUAAAAAUAUAUAUAUGAAUAUAUUUUUUGAUAUAGGAGUGCUUCUCAAAUAAAGCAGUUUGUGUUAUUAAUUAUAGGAAUUUACAGUUAAUUUGUAAAACGGGGCUGUUCAAGAUGCGCACAAAUAAAUAAUAUACCAAGUUUUUUUAACCGUACUUUUUUGCAAUAACGCGCAUUUUGACCCGUCUUGUAUAUUUAUAAAAAAAACUAAAAUUAUAUAAAUUUAAUAUAUUGAUAAUAUAUUUUUCAGUAUACUUAGCAAUAUUAAAAGGUUACAGUUUUUUGUAACGUGUCAAUUUUAUAGUAGUUUUUGUCAAACUUUUGUAUUUAUUUGCUGUAAUGCUAUUAUAAGAAAUACAUUGAAUUUACUAUUUUCUAAAUUA
Messenger RNA from Phyllotreta striolata, 2560 nucleotides. NCBI's taxonomy places the organism in Eukaryota, Metazoa, Arthropoda, Insecta, Coleoptera, Chrysomelidae. The record is from the annotation of a GenBank genome assembly.